CGACUGGAGGAGCGGCCGCCGAUUGAUAACGCAAGACAAGCCCAAGGGAGAGCGAGCGGGAGGAGAGCAGAGAGCCAUGGCUCCCGAACCCGAGGACGAGAUCAGCGAGAAGAAUCCUCGCCCUCUUGACGAGGACGACAUCGCCCUCCUCAAGACCUACGGCCUGGGGCCUUACUCUACAAGCAUUAAGAAGGCCGAGAAAGAAAUCAAGGAAUUGGCCAAGAAAGUUAAUGAUUUAUGUGGAAUAAAGGAGUCUGAUACUGGUUUAGCUGCACCAAGCCAAUGGGAUUUGGUCUCUGACAAACAAAUGAUGCAGGAGGAGCAACCACUACAGGUUGCAAGGUGUACAAAGAUUAUCAAUCCGAACACGGAAGAUGCCAAAUAUGUGAUAAAUGUCAAGCAAAUAGCUAAGUUUGUGGUAGGGCUGGGAGAUAAAGUCUCACCUACUGACAUUGAAGAAGGGAUGCGUGUAGGAGUUGACAGAAACAAGUACCAAAUUCAAAUUCCCUUGCCACCCAAGAUUGAUCCAAGUGUUACAAUGAUGACAGUCGAGGAGAAGCCUGAUGUUACAUAUAAUGAUGUUGGUGGAUGCAAGGAGCAAAUUGAGAAGAUGCGAGAGGUUGUGGAGCUUCCUAUGCUUCAUCCAGAGAAGUUUGUCAAAUUAGGUAUUGAUCCUCCAAAAGGUGUUCUCUGUUACGGACCCCCGGGAACUGGCAAAACACUAUUAGCUAGAGCAGUAGCCAACAGAACAGAUGCUUGCUUUAUUCGUGUCAUUGGAAGUGAGCUUGUUCAAAAAUAUGUUGGAGAAGGGGCUCGGAUGGUUCGUGAACUUUUUCAGAUGGCACGGUCAAAGAAAGCAUGCAUUGUCUUCUUUGAUGAAGUUGAUGCUAUUGGUGGAGCUCGGUUUGAUGAUGGGGUUGGUGGUGACAAUGAAGUUCAGCGCACAAUGCUUGAAAUUGUUAAUCAGCUUGAUGGUUUUGAUGCCAGAGGAAAUAUUAAAGUUCUAAUGGCUACCAACAGGCCUGAUACUUUAGACCCUGCACUGCUGCGUCCUGGACGGUUGGACCGUAAGGUUGAGUUUGGUCUACCUGAUCUGGAGGGCCGAACGCAGAUAUUCAAGAUCCACACCAGGACAAUGAACUGUGAGAGAGACAUCCGGUUUGAGCUUCUUGCCCGCCUCUGCCCCAAUUCCACUGGGGCUGAUAUAAGGAGUGUUUGCACUGAAGCCGGGAUGUACGCGAUCAGAGCACGGAGGAAGACUGUUACAGAGAAAGACUUCCUCGAUGCAGUGAACAAAGUCAUCAAGGGUUACCAGAAGUUCAGUGCAACACCCAAGUACAUGGUCUAUAACUAAACAUGACUUCAUCGAAACGAUCGAAGGAAGGCAAACUGUUCAUCCACCGUGCGAGAUGUCUUAUUACUUGAUUUUUAUUUCAACUAAUGAAGGAUUGAGCCAGGGCCUGUUUGCAAACCACUUGUUGUGGACUUUCAGCUACUUUCUUGUUCCAUUAGCAUGUGCAUGUUUUGAAGCCUGGGUUUUCAAGAUUGAUAUCAUAUCCAUUCCUUGUGAAGUGUAGCUAUGCAUGUCACUCUUAAACUCUUAGAUGUUGAAAGAAUUGCUCCGUUAAAAGUUUUGGUUUUA
This is a messenger RNA of Musa acuminata AAA Group (dessert banana), 1642 nucleotides long. RefSeq names its product 26S proteasome regulatory subunit 7. Gene Ontology annotation, molecular function: ATP binding; proteasome-activating activity; ATP hydrolysis activity. The record is from RefSeq and is a predicted model, not a curated record. Gene Ontology annotation, cellular component: proteasome regulatory particle, base subcomplex. Bases 77 to 1354 code for a protein of 425 amino acids. Gene Ontology annotation, biological process: proteasome-mediated ubiquitin-dependent protein catabolic process. The transcript is spliced from 10 exons. NCBI's taxonomy places the organism in Eukaryota, Viridiplantae, Streptophyta, Magnoliopsida, Zingiberales, Musaceae.